ACGUGGUAUUUCACAAGACGCACAGCUCCCUCUGGUGUUGCUUAUUGGAAUAGGACAUUAUUUGGAGUGAAAGUUUCGACAGUCCACAUUGGAAGAACCAAUUAAUUAACAGUUGCUGUUUUCUUACCGGGUAAAAUGUGUUGUAACCCAACACGGAAGUGACGGCUCGCAUUCGCAGAAAGCGUUGUUUUGCUUCAUCUUCAGCUAACUUUCAGCCAAGUAGACACCUCUUUCACACUCAAACGUCAAAAUGUCUUCAGACUUUGAAGCCUACGAACAGGACUUUGGAACCCUGACAGCAGAAAUAACAAACAAAAUUGGAAGGAUUCCCAAAUUAGGUGGAAAGGAGAAGACACAGCUGGUUCUAAAUGUCGACAAACAGCUUGAAGAAGUCAGAGAAUUGAUGGAGCAGAUGGAUCUGGAGGUGCGUGAGAUCCCCAUCCAGUGCAGAGGCAUGUACCAGAGCAGACUGAAGAGCUACAAGGGGGAGAUGGAAAAGCUGGAGAAAGACUUUAAAAGGUCACGAAUCGCCUACAGUGAUGACGUGCGGAACGAGCUCCUGGGGGAAGACGCUGGCUCCUCGGAGAGUCAGAGAGCACAUCUGUUGGACAACACAGAGAAGCUGGAAAGGUCAUCUCGGAGGCUGGAAGCUGGCUACCAGAUAGCAGUGGAAACCGGAGCACAUCAAAGGCAAGCAAGGGGGAGAGAGGUGUACGGGCGACAGAGCAGGCGCCGCUGCUCCUCGUUUGGCUCCUGGGAAAAACACACGCUCUUCUCCCCUGCAUCUGCGUGUGUGUGUGUGUGUGUGUGUGUGUGUGUGUGUGAGUUGUUUUUUAUAGCGCCAAAAAGACAGGGGUCUACUGAAAUAAACAACAUCAGCGUUUCCUCCACUAGUUCUUAAUUUAGAGACCCAAACAAAGCACAAUAAACAUCACUGAAUACAUGGCCAUCUCGAACAGAAAGUCAUGUGUUUUCCUCAUUACCAAGGUUAGUUUUUUUUUUUUAUCUUUAAAUAUGGAGAAAUUAUCUCAUUUGGAUUUGAAAUAGAUUAAACCAGUUAUUCGUUUUUUCUCCUCCUGACAGUCACAACAUUAUUGAGUCACAGUGUAUUCCUUAGAGAGAUAUCAAAGCUCAUUCUUGAAGAAUCAACUGGCUUUCUGUGGCUUCCGCAGUAGUUUUGAAAAAGUUUUGUUCAUUUACACUAUAAUGGAGGAAUGGCGCGCGUGUGACAUCGACCGAUUUAAUCAUUCACGUCGAGAAAGGGGUGCACAGACCACUGCCUUUUGAUGUUCAGUAAGUAGAACUCACAAAUUCAUAAAUACAAUCUGCAUUCUCUGCUUAAAAAUGUUGUUUCAUAUGAUUCUCUGAUGAUCUCCGAGACUUAUAUUAUUCUUGUUUUCCCCGUGUCGAACUCUGUGGCAGACCCUAUUUUGAUUCCAUUCAGUCACGUAUUUCAGUUGAAUGGCUCUUUUUGAUGGUUUGUCUAGUGUGUUGGUUGGUGUUAAAGAAAUGGUCCGUGUUCUACCCGUGUUCUCUACCUCCCGGGCCUAUUACUUUCCACAGUAAGGGCCAGUCAUGCGCCCUCUGAACCCUCAUCUGCCCUGUUUGUGCGGCUAACUGAGAACAAUGGUUGUUUAUCCUGGUCCCACACACACUGCUCACUGCUCAGGUCUACACCAGCAGAGAGUUGUUUGGGGUUUGGUGGGGUGUGAGCCUUUGUCACCUCGUGUUUAAUCUGUG
Messenger RNA from Oncorhynchus mykiss (rainbow trout), 1740 nucleotides. The record is from RefSeq and is a predicted model, not a curated record. Lineage: Eukaryota; Metazoa; Chordata; Actinopteri; Salmoniformes; Salmonidae.